GAAAAUAAAUUCUUUAGAUUUGGUACCCAAAGAAAAGAAUAUCAGUGGAAUUUUGUUCUCCGAUUCCCGGGUAAUAAAAAUGUCGAAUUGCCCAGUGUUGUUGAUAUGAAAGAAAAGAAAACAGUUUCUCCGCUUAGGCGCAUUUUAGCGAAUUGUACUGCACAGGCAAAAGAAUACGGGGCCUGUGUUGCAGCUAAAGUUCCGGAAGUUGAACGUGAUAUGUGUUUGAAAGAAUUUCUUGCACUGAAGACUUGCAUGCAGAAUACGCUCCGGGGAAAGGUUUAAUAUUUUGAGCUUUGGGCUUGAAAUUUUUAUGAUAAGAAAUUUGAGUUCUGUAGUUAAAAAUACAACAUAACCUUAGGAAAAUGGCUGGGAAAGCUUCAAGUUCACAAGCCAGUGUUGGUGGUUUAGGACCUGGUGCUGUGUCACAUGUUUUCAUACAGUAUCCCCCUCUACGUUGCAGCAUUCCUGAUCCAAGAGGCUUCUAUUAUGAUGAUGGAAAUAAAUUGCUCCUCUCUCCAACAUCAGAUCAGAUCUUUUCAUGGAAAACUGCUCCAUUUUCUCUAAAUGCUGCCCCUGACAUUGAUUCAAUAACCGAAGGGCCUAUCUGCUCCAUCCGAUUUUCUCUAGAUGAAAAGCUUAUAGCAGUUCAACGGUCCAACACUUCUAUACAAUUUUUUCAUAGAGAAACUGGGGAAAUUUUCACUCACAGGUGCAAGUCCGAGUCAGAGACUAUACUGGGGUUUUUCUGGACAGAUUGUCCAUCAUGCGAUAUUGUAGUUGUGAAAACCAGUGGGUUGGACUUGUUUGCUUUUGAUCAUGACUUGAAGUCAUUGGUCUUGGUUGAGACAAAGAAAAUGACUGUUAGUUGGUAUGUCUAUACACAUGAGAGCAGAUUGGUUCUUCUUGCUUCAGGAAUGCAGUGCAAAACAUUCCAUGGGUUUCAGGUUUCAUCUGCUGGGAUUAUUCGAUUACCAAAGUUUGAAAUGGUAAUGGCUAAACCUGAAACUAACAGUAAGCCUGUCCUUGCUUCUGAAGAUGUCUAUAUCGUCACUGUCUAUGGGAGAAUAUACUGCUUGCAAGUUGAUCGAGUUGCAAUGGUACUGCAUUCAUAUAGGUUUUACCGUGAUGCUAUUAUCCAACAGGGCUCGUUGCCAAUUUAUUCAUGCAAGGUUGCAGUGAGUGUGGUUGAUAAUGUGCUACUUGUGCACCAAGUAGAUGCGAAGGUUGUUAUACUCUAUGACAUAUUUUCAGAUUCUCGAGCUCCCAUAUCUGCUCCACUUCCUGUACUCUUGAGGGGUUUUCCAAGUUCUGAUAGUUUUACAUCUCUACCUGGCACCAAAGAAAGUGAAAGUUUAGAGGCCUCUGAUUCAAUUGGUAAUGAAGCAAUUAUUUAUGGAGAUGGCUGGACCUUUUUGGUUCCCGACCUUAUUUGUGAUAUUGCAAAUAAACGUGUAUGGAAGAUACACUUAGAUUUGGAGGCAAUUUCUGCUAGUUCCUCGGAAGUUCCAUCAGUAUUGGAAUUCUUGCAAAGACGAAAGUUGGAAGCCAAGAAGGCUAAACAACUAUGUCUGGCAAUUACACAAACAAUGAUUCUAGAAUGCAGACCUAUCACCAUGGUUGGCAAGGCAAUGGAUGUAUUAGUCACCUCAUAUGCCCUCUCUCUGAAAGCUGGCAGUUAUUUCAAGGGAACAAAGACCGAGAGGACCCCCUCGAGUGUGCCAAAUGUGGGUGGCCCAGGACAAGGCAUAGAUGUAAACACCAGCAGGGAAGAUGGACUUGGAAAAUCUGUCCAACACGAAUCUGCUUCCAGAGUCAACAUUGUAUCUGUCAGUAGGCCUGCAACUUAUUCGUCUUCAGAAAUGGAGGAUAGUUCCAGCUUUGAACCAUCAAAAAUCAGCUCGAAUGAUGCUCAAUUCGAUGGUGGCAAACAGGAUAUGGGUGCUGAAAGUUCUUCCACUGAUAAUCCGUUAAAUGCUACUGUUUCUGAGCAGCAGGAAUCUCAGUUCACUUCACCUGCAAUUUCACCCGAGGAGAUGUACAGAUUUGUCUUUGCUCCUAUUGAGGAAGAGAUGAUUGGAGAGCCUUCUUAUCUAGUUGCCAUCAUUCUUGAGUUUUUUCGAAGUACCAAUUUAGAAAAGGUCAAAGUGCAUCCAAAUCUGUACGUGUUAACUAUCCAACUAUUGGCCCGCAGCGAGCAAUAUGCAGAACUUGGUUUGCUCGUCAUAAACAAGAUUAUUGAGCCCUCGAAAGAAGUUGCUCUACAGCUGCUGGAGUCAGGUCGUCAAAAUUUUCAAAUUAGGAAACUGGGCUCUGAUAUGCUGAGACAGAUUUCUUUACAUCAGGAUUAUGUAUUGUUAUUAGCACAAGAUGGAUAUUAUCUUGAAGCUCUACGCUAUGCACGAAAGCAUAAGGUGACUACCAUCCAGCCCUCGUUAUUUCUUGAAGCAGCUACCACCUCCAAUGACUCUCAACACCUGGCCGCAGUUUUGCGUUUCUUUUCAGAUUUCAUUCCCGGCUUCCGUAGCACUUCGGAUUUCUUUAUGUACUACCGCAUUCUGAAUGAGAUGAGUUCUUCAGUAGUUGCAUGAGGGCUGAUACGAGAGGUGACAACGGAGUGAUUUCUAGUCGUAAUUAUUGGAAUACAAUGAACGGUUUAAUUAUUAUUAUUAUUUUAUUCACUGUCUAGAUAAAAUCAUGCCAAUCAUAUGAAAUGCAGAACAUAAAAACAGUUGGAAGCAGAUACCUAGCAAUGGGAAAAGAAAAGGCAAAAGAAAUAAUGACCAUGCUUUAUUUUAA
This is a messenger RNA of Hibiscus syriacus, 2799 nucleotides long. RefSeq lists its product as uncharacterized. NCBI's taxonomy places the organism in Eukaryota, Viridiplantae, Streptophyta, Magnoliopsida, Malvales, Malvaceae. Bases 366 to 2591 code for a protein of 741 amino acids. Gene Ontology annotation, cellular component: late endosome membrane; Mon1-Ccz1 complex; lysosomal membrane. The transcript is spliced from 15 exons. Gene Ontology annotation, biological process: regulation of autophagy. The record is from RefSeq and is a predicted model, not a curated record.